Nerophis lumbriciformis (worm pipefish) is the source of this 813-nucleotide messenger RNA. The record is from RefSeq and is a predicted model, not a curated record. Lineage: Eukaryota; Metazoa; Chordata; Actinopteri; Syngnathiformes; Syngnathidae.
AUGAUGGAGGAAAAUCAGUGUGGAGAGGUGGACUAUCUUAUCCAAGAUGAAGACACGUUAAUUGAAGGUGUCAGCAACCAGGUUCUGUUUGUUGUGGUGCUCACCUUUACCCUACUGGCAGGCAUCUUAACACUACUAUGCAGAGAGGAGCAGCAGCAAAAUAUUCACCCUGAGAAUCAAGAGCAUGUUCGAGCUGUCCGCCAGCAACUACAAACAGAGCAGGAGGAAAAUCCCCAGCCAGAACCCAGGCAGCAGUAUUACAGAGACAUGUCUUGCCCUGUGUGUUUACAACAAGCUGUUCUACCAGUUGAGACCAACUGUGGUCAUCUUUUCUGUGGUUCAUGUAUUGUAGCCUACUGGAGAUAUGGGACCUGGUUGGGUGCCAUAAACUGUCCCAUAUGCAGACAAAUGGUAACAUUGCUCUUCCCACUGUUCCAUGAGCAUGCUGCUCCUCAAAGGGUACAAGAUGGAGAAGCAGAACCGCAGCUCAUCUUAAGGGACAUCAACGAUUACAACCGUCGCUUCUCAGGGCAGCCAAGAUCUCUAAUAGACAGACUACGGGAUGUACCCACCCUUCUCCGUCACGCCUUUAGGGAGAUGUUCUCGAUGGGGGGCCUCUUCUGGAUGUUUCGAAUCCGAAUUCUUCUCUGCCUGAUCGGAGCUAUCACAUACCUGGCCUCACCGCUAGACAUCCUCCCCGAGGCACUUUUCGGCCUACUGGGAUUCAUGGAUGACUUCUUCGUUAUCCUCCUCCUCUUCGUGUACAUCUCCAUCAUGUACAGGGAGGUGGUCACGCAGAGACUCAAUGGCUAG